AUGGAGCAGGAGCGCUCGACACCGCCAUCGCAAGCACCAUCGGUGAACCUCUCGCUGGACCUGGCGCCGCCGGCGGCACGCGGCGAGGAGACGGACGAAGUGGCGGCGCCGACGAGGUCCGUCGGCGGGAAGCAGGUGCGCCUGUUCCCGUGCCUCUUCUGCAACAAGAAGUUCCCCAAGUCGCAGGCGCUCGGCGGCCACCAGAACGCGCACAAGAAAGAGCGCGCCGCCAGCUGGAAUCCGCACGUCUACGACGACUGCGACCACCACCACGCCGCAGCGGCGCGGCCGGACUGUCUCGGCCGCCGCCGCAACAGAAGCACCACCGACGCUUCCAUGUGCGUCCCGAUCUCCUCGCACGGCGGCACCGCCACCAGCAUCAAGCUCGAGAGGCCUGACGACGGUGGGGCACCGCCUUACUACAUAGACCACGUGGUGCUCCCGGCGGCAGCGGCACCCUAUGACCCCUGCGCCAAGCCCGACAACGACACUGUGGACGACAUGCGCAUCUGGAGAAGGACCUCCCACACCUCUGCCGCCCCACCUCAGAGCGCCGACACCAACACCGCAUCCUCCAGCGCCGGCGAGGAGAUAGACCUCGAGCUUCGACUCUAG
Molecule: messenger RNA, 615 nt
Organism: Miscanthus lutarioriparius
Lineage: Eukaryota; Viridiplantae; Streptophyta; Magnoliopsida; Poales; Poaceae
Source: the annotation of a GenBank genome assembly